UGGAGCUGUGUCGGCCGGUGCAGAGAAGGGAACAGGAGAGCUCAAUGUAAUAUUGUGGUGGCGCAGAGUAUAAAUGCCAUAAAGGUGUAGCACUGCACAAAAAAAGGUUUGUUAGAGGUGUUACUCAUGCAACAUCUAACCAAUCCUAAACUAGAAAUGAAGGAAAUGGAGAAGAAACAAAUAACAGAUCAGAUCUUGAAGCAUGCUUUGGGUAUUAUAUACUUGCUGACUGAAGAGGCUUCACUCUUACAGCACAUAAUUGACUCAUUGUUGAUAAAGGAGAGGAACAAUAAACAGUUAAGUGAAAGAAUCUUGAACCAUGCACUUGGAAUCAUCUACUUACUCAGUGGUGAGGAAUAUGCUAUUGUGAAAAAGAAUUCACCCCACAGCAGCAUUCAUCAUUUGACUGGAGAAGUACCUAUAACAUCUGGAGAUGUCUCUAUUUAUUUCUCUAUGGAUGAGUGGGAUUAUAUUGAAGGACACAAGGAGCUGUAUAAAGAUUUGAUGGAGAAGUAUCAGAACUAUAGUGCUGUGGAAAUCUCAGAUAUCCAGAAAUCUGAAAUACAAGAUGAAAAUACCAACAAUAUGUGCCUUACCCAUAGCAAGGAAACAGAAGAGGAGAAUGAUUUGGUUGAAGCUGAAAUUGAAUCCAACAUCUGUUCAGAUGAAUGUACUGCUGGACUUGUAUCAGAUGUAGAAGAUACAGAACAGCCAAGUUUAAAGAAAGAAAAUGAAUCUCCUGAGCUUGUGGCUCAAGAAACUACAUCUACCUGGCAAUCCAUACUUGAAGAUGGAUCUGUUAGCAGAAAUAUUCUAAGUCCACACUCAGCAUCCAGACUGUCAGAUAAAAAAUUGGAAAAUAUUACCAGUACAUCUCCUAUGUUUCAAGGCAAACAUCAAGAACAAAAUCUACCUGCUGACUCAACCAUUUGCAAUACAGAAAACUGCACCUCUUCAAGUAUUUCUUAUCAAUGUAGCAAAACAAAAGCUCAGGAGACUGGUAAUGUUGAGUGGAACAGUAUAGAGGUAAAGCUAGAAAUGAGCAGCGAUAGUGAAAGUUCUAGUCAAGAGCAAAGUUGCAGAAAUUUCCAGUCACUGCACGAAGACGAAACCGAAGGAGAGAAGAUCCAUAAGUGUAAUGUGUGUGGAAAGCAAUUUGGAUACAAGUGUUAUCUGACUGUACAUCUGAGAACACACACAGGAGAGAAGCCGCAUAAGUGUGAUGAAUGUGGAAAAUACAUUGCCUCAAAAGCUAAACUUAUUAUUCACCAGAGAACACACACAGGGGAGAAACCAUAUAGCUGUAAGGAAUGUGGGAAGCAAUUUCGUUCAAAGCCUUAUCUUGUUGAACACAUGAGAUCACACACAGGGGAGAAGCCACAUAGAUGUGAUGAUUGUGGGAAGCAGUUUGCUUACAAAUCCAGGUUAAUUGUACAUCAAAGAACACAUACAGGGUUAAAACCUCAUAGAUGUUAUCAAUGUGGAAAGCACUUUGAUUAUGUAUGUUAUCUUAUAAGACAUUUGAAAACACACAAAUGGUAAAAGCAAAUAUUAAAAAAAUCGCUAUUUUUAAAGAAAAUAAGUCAUGAAGGUUAAGAUCUUUCUGUAAAUGAAAGAGACUUCAUAAAGAGGAAAACACAUCUGACUGGAAGUGUAUCCUCAGAAAAGCAGAGGGUGCAGGAAGAGUUAUUCCACUGCAGCUUGAUAAGGAGCAGAAUGAAGUAACACCAUGUACUGUUUUUGAUGAUCAGCAGUUUGCAGCAGUGAUGUUCUUAAACAUGUAAUUGUACAGGUAAUAUCACCUACUUUUGUGAAAGGAAGGGAUUAAUAAAUGGCUGGUUUUGGAAGUUGUCCAAACUGGCAUCCAUUAUCCUGAAAGGUGCUAGAAAUGGUCGUUACUAGUGAGUUCCCUGUAUUACCAUUACUGACAAACAAAAAAUAAAGGGUCAUAAAUAGUUUUAAUAAAAGUUAGAAACCCUUUUUAGAACUCUUUUAGUUAAAACCAACGAAAAUUUGUUCAGAGCGCACUUUUGCAAAUUAUGACCCAGUGGGUUGAAGCUUAAUCGCAGGUAUAUGUAUGGGACCUGUUAUCCAGAAUGCUUGGGACCUGUGGUUUUCCAGAUAAGAGGUCUUUGCUUAAUUUGGGUCACCAUGCUUUAUGUUUAUUAAAAGAAAUCAUUUGCACAUUAAAUCCAGUAGGACUGUUUUGCCUCCAAUAAGGAUUAAUUAUAUCUUAGUUGGGAUAAAUUACAAGGUAAUAUUUUAUUAUUACAGAGAAACAGGAAAUAACUUUUAAGAAUGUGAGUUAUUUCAUUAAAAAGAAUAAUGGGUUUCCAGAUACCAGAUCCCAUACCUGUAGCACCUCCAGUUAUUUUAAACGUUUAUUGUUCUAUGCCCGAUUUUUAUUUUUACUGAAUCCAUGUUAGUUUGUUGGCAGGACCUGCUAAAUCAAUAUCUGUAAUCUGAACUGGCGGAAAGGCUAAAAUCUGAGGGGGGCACAGAACAUUUUGGUCUCUAAUUAGACAGAGCUGCCUUCGUGUUCAUAUAUCCUCAAGACAGAGCUGCUAAGCCAGUAAUUUGCAAAUGUGUUUAGUGGUACACUCAGCAGUUUGCUACUUUUUUUUUUUUCAAUCCCUUUUAAAAUACCAAAAUAAUUGGAAAACACGUGGACUGUUGUCCUUUAGAUAUGACAAAUGUUUGCUUGAAGCACUAGUAUAUAAGAGAUAUUAUAGCUUUUGAAAUAUAUACAACAUUUUUGCAAGUUCAAAUUAACAUUAUACAUCUAAGUACUGCAAUAUUUGGUUAUUUAUGGUCCUUUAAAUCUGUCUCACUAUUUUCUUUUCAUAGGCUUUGUGUGAAACAACUAUCAUGACUGGAAGAGCUAAAUGCUUUUUAUAUUUCAGAUUACUGUAUAUACAGAGAUUUAAUACCUUUGUUGCUAAAGGUGUGUAUACACCUCAUGGUUUCAGUAAUACAAUAAUGAAUUUAAACUAG
Messenger RNA from Xenopus tropicalis (tropical clawed frog), 2994 nucleotides. RefSeq names its product RB-associated KRAB zinc finger protein. Gene Ontology annotation, cellular component: nucleus. NCBI's taxonomy places the organism in Eukaryota, Metazoa, Chordata, Amphibia, Anura, Pipidae. The coding region runs from base 127 to 1542 and encodes 471 amino acids. Gene Ontology annotation, biological process: regulation of DNA-templated transcription. The transcript is spliced from 8 exons. The record is from RefSeq and is a predicted model, not a curated record.